GCCGCCGGCCGCGGCGCCCGUGACGGCGCCCUCGGCGCCUCCUGCGCCGGAGGCGCGCGGCUGGUUCGGCUGGGGCGCGGGCGGCGACCCCGCUUCUCCGUCGCAGCCGCUCGAAGGUGUCCUGGUCACGCCGCCGACGGCAGUCCCCGUCACGGCAUCGGUCGUCGCGUCGUCGGUGUCGCGCGCGGCCGCACCGCCCCGAAACUUCUGCCCAUCUUGCGGCAACCGGCUCGCGGACGGCGCGAACUUCUGCAUGGCGUGCGGCCGUUCCGUUUCUUCCUGAUAUCACCUCCCCCCCCCUUUUUGACUAUGUACAAAAGUAAUCGCGUGUGCCUACUCCGCCGCCGCCGCCAGCGCGCGCCGCUGCGCGGCGAAGAUCUCGCCGAUGAUCGCGUCGAGGCCGUCGCCGUGCUUCACGGCGGCGAAGACGGUCGGCCCGGCGCCGCGCAUCUUGAGCGCGUCGCGGCGCAUCACGUCCAGGUCCGCGCCGACGGCCGGCGCGAGGUCGACCUUGUUGACGACGAGGACGUCCGCCUGCGUGAUGCCCGGCCCGCCCUUGCGCGGCACCUUGUCGCCGCCCGCGACGUCGAUGACGUAGACCGAGAAGUCCGCGAGCUCGUUCGAGAAGUGCGCCGCGAGGUUGUCGCCGCCCGACUCGCACAGCAGGAGCUCGGCGUCCGGGUGGGCCCGCGUCAGCGCCUCGAGGGCCUCGAGGUUCGCGCUCACGUCCUCGCGGAUCGCCGCGUGCGGGCAGCCCCCCGUCUCGACCGCAGCGAUGCGGUCCGCCGGCAGCGCCGCGUUCCGCGUCAGGAACUCGGCGUCCUCGCGCGUGAAGAUGUCGUUCGUCACGACCUGUGUGGAAAUUAAAAUUUUACGGCGCGUUCACGCCAUCGACGCGACGUCUGCUCGAUGGCGUGGCGAUGCCGGUUCCUCGCCGCUCGACCGAGCCAGGACGGCCGCGUCAUCGUCGAGAAAUGACUUAGUGAAGAAUUUUCGGGUGCACCCGACGCACUGGUUGAUUUCCACACAGGUCACGACGGCCAGCGAGUGCUUCUCGCGCAGCGCCCGGCAGAGCUGCAGCGUCAGCGCCGUCUUGCCGCUGCCGACGGGGCCGCCGAUGCCCACCGUGAACGCGCGCCGCCGCCAGUCCCUUCCCCGCCAGUGCGCCGGCAGGCCCGUCUCGCGCCGGCUGAACUCGCCCGGCGAGUCGAGGUGCUCAUGAGUGUGGCUGUGCGCCUGGCGCCGGGCCCGCAGUUGUGUGCUGGCCACGCGGCGGCACCGCGCGAGCAUUUCUUUUGAGCUAUGCGGGUGUUUUUUUAUGGGCAAAUGGCAGAUGGCAGCCUUUCCUGUACCCGAGAGCGGUCUGCGGUUCGAGGUAACUACGGAGGCUCGCGGCAGCUCUCUCUGCGUCCCACUGUCAGCUGCGGCUGCUACUUUUAGCUCCCAGCUCUUA
Molecule: messenger RNA, 1453 nt
Organism: Pelagomonas calceolata
Lineage: Eukaryota; Pelagophyceae; Pelagomonadales; Pelagomonadaceae
Source: the annotation of a GenBank genome assembly